AUGGAGAAUGCCGGCGGCGCCGCAUCUUCUUCCGGCAAAACCGUGGUGGUAGCAACAGAUGAUCAGAUGUUUGUUUUGCACAUGAUCAUGGGCAUCUACUUGGGACCUCAUCUCAAGGAUGAAAACAAGUCCGCUCUGAGAAGGAUAGCAGAAGGCAUUCAACAUUAUUCCCCUCAUCAACUUGCUGGCACAUGCUUCAGGACUGCCGAUAUAGAGAGACUCUAUUACUACGUGCUUAGAAACACACAAAACCAGUCCGUAAUUCUCCCCCUCCCUCUAUUUUACCAGUCCUUCAAUGCUGAAAAUCUAUUCCCCCCUCACUUGCACCCCCUACGCCUACACAAUAACGGGUAUCACGUCGUUGAAAACAUUGCCUUCAUCAAUGACCCUAAUGUGGAGGACUUCAUUACCCCUUCGUUCUUGGAAAAGUUCAAGAGGCUUACGGGGAUAAAACGUUUGGUGUUGGAUAACAAUGGGUACUGGGCAAGCCCCAUUCCGAUUGGGGAGGAUAAUGAUGAUGAGGAGUUAGAGAAGAAGGCUAUGAUUGUCCUUCCAACUCCCCCUUCUAAGGAGGAGUGGAGAGACAUUGUGUCUUCAACCAAAGGAGGGUACUCUAUAAGUGGAAGUGCGGCAAAUGGGCAAAUGGGACCGGUUUUAGGACUGGUAGAUAUUGGGGAAUCUGAGGACUCUUACUUAUUCCACGUGUCGCUUCCCGGAGUUAAAAGAGAUGAAAGUGAAUUUGAGUGUGCAGUUGAGGACGAUGGGACCGUAACCAUCAACGGAGUGACAACCCAUGGUGAAAAAAUUGUUCACAAAACUAUUGAGAACCAACAUCACAUUUUUGAGAUGCAAUCUCAAAACAUUUGCCCACCAGGCCAUUUCUCAAUCUCUUUCAAGCUUCCAGGUCCUGUGAAUUCUGAAAAAUUUCAAGGUAAGCUUGGUACCGAUGCAAUUCUUGAAGGACUUGUUGGGAAAGCGGAGCAAAAGGGACACUAA
Ipomoea triloba (trilobed morning glory) is the source of this 996-nucleotide messenger RNA. RefSeq names its product increased DNA methylation 2-like. The coding region runs from base 1 to 996 and encodes 331 amino acids. Gene Ontology annotation, cellular component: nucleus. NCBI's taxonomy places the organism in Eukaryota, Viridiplantae, Streptophyta, Magnoliopsida, Solanales, Convolvulaceae. The record is from RefSeq and is a predicted model, not a curated record. The transcript has 2 exons.